AUGGCACCCUCGGAGGAUCUGGUCGACGAGGUCGAGGCCAUUAACUCCAUCUAUGGAGAGGGCACGCUCGUGCUGGACGACGAUGAUGUGGCCGUGUUGGCGCUGCCGUCGUCGGCGGCCGACGUUGCGGAUGCAGACGACGCGGGGGCUGCCAGCCGGCGGCUAAGCCUGCGACUCCGCUUCCCACCGGGAUACCCGGUCAGCACAGAUCCGCCGUCGGUGCUGGGCGUGCAGAGUGUCGGGGAAGACGGCCACCGGCAGCGGCCGGGAGCAGCAGCACGAGACGCUGACCUGUUCCGGGCAGCCAUGGAUGCUACUUUUCAGCAAGGCCAGGUCUGUCUUUUUGACGCGGUCGAAGAGUUCAUGCGGUGGAAGGCCGAGGAGGCCGAGGCCGAGGCCGAAGCCGUGGCCAAGAACGAGAGGUUGGCCGGCUUCGACUACGGAGACGACGACGACGACAAUGACUGCGAGGGCCGUCCACGACAGAGGCCACCGACGCCAGAGCUGCCGCCCGAGAUGCUGGACCCGCCCCCGCCCUGGAUCGUGUCGGAACGCAUGGAGGAGCUCAAGUCCGUCUUCGUGGCGCGUUGUGCCCCCGUGUCGUCGCCCGCUCAGGCUGCCGCCUAUCUACAGCACUUGCUGGCCACCGAUCGGCGCGUCCGCACAGCUGCCCACAAUAUGACCGCCUGGCGCAUUCGUGGGAUCCCAUCGAGCACCAACACCACUGCUGCUGCCAUCACCUUCCAGGACUGCGAUGAUGACGGCGAGACCGCCGCCGGUGGCCGUCUGCUGCACCUGAUGCAGCUCAUGGACAUCUGGAACGUCAUGGUCGUCGUCACGCGCUGGUGGGGCGGCCACAAGUUGGGCCCGCACCGCUUCGCCCUCAUCAACCAGGCUGCUCGCGACGCCUUUGUGCGCGCUGGACUGGUGCCCGAACCGACGUCCAAGAAGAAGGGCCACGGGAAGUGA
Molecule: messenger RNA, 969 nt
Organism: Grosmannia clavigera kw1407
Lineage: Eukaryota; Fungi; Ascomycota; Sordariomycetes; Ophiostomatales; Ophiostomataceae
Product: impact family protein
Exons: 1
Coding region: 1-969 (322 amino acids)
Biological process (GO): regulation of translational initiation
Cellular component (GO): cytoplasm
Molecular function (GO): protein binding
Source: RefSeq, a predicted model, not a curated record